Molecule: messenger RNA, 1968 nt
Organism: Exserohilum turcica Et28A
Lineage: Eukaryota; Fungi; Ascomycota; Dothideomycetes; Pleosporales; Pleosporaceae
Product: carbohydrate esterase family 3 protein
Exons: 6
Coding region: 1-1935 (644 amino acids)
Source: RefSeq, a predicted model, not a curated record
AUGGGCAACCACGCGCUCAUAUACGGUGCCUCUGGAAUCUCGGGGUGGGCGAUUGUCAAUGCCAUACUCAGCGGCUACCCGUCCAAGGAUGCCUUCUCCAGGGUCACAGCCAUGGUCAACCGGCCCUUGACACGGGAAAUGGCGCUCUGGCCUGAUGACCCCAGACUGCAAAUCGUAUCUGGGGUUGAUCUCCUCAAAGGCAGUCAAGAGGAGCUGGAAACGCAGAUCAAAGAGAAGGUUAAAGAUGUUGACACGGUGACUCAAGUGUACUUUUAUUCAUACAAGCAGAUAGAUGAUCCCGAGUCGGAAUGCAAGACCAACGAAGGAAUGCUGGAGCGCGCCGUCACUGCAAUUGACCAUUUGUCUUCAAACCUCUCAUACGUAGUUCUUCCCACUGGCAGCAAGAUCUAUGGCUGCCAAAUGCUGGACAAGUUUCCAUUUGCAAAUGACCUCCCGUUGAAGGAGACGUUACCGCCUAUCCCCGAGCCAUAUCUCUCGCAGCUCUUUUACUACAACCAAAUUGACUGUCUGAAGCGCAUAUCCAAAGGAAAGAAGUGGAGCUGGUGUGAAGUGCGGCCUGACAACAUUAUUGGAUUUGUACCGAACAACAACGCCUAUUGUCUUGCGCAGACGCUGGCUUUGUAUCUUUCGCUGUACCGGUUCGUUGAAGGCUCCGGCGCCAAAUGUCCGUUCCCUGGAAACGACAAGUCAUGGGUAAACCUGUACAACGAGGCUCCGCAGGACAUGGUAGCGCACUUUUCCAUCCACGCGUCACUGCAUCCCGACAAGACGGCAUCGCAGAGCUUCAACGUCGGCGGCCAGGAAGACAGCUGGAGCGGGAAAUGGCCGAUUAUCUGCGACUACUUUGGCCUCAAGGGAACGGGGCCUGAAGAGGGCUCGCCUCAGCCAGGGGCGUACAUUGAUGCACACAAGGACCGCUGGCAAGAACUGGAGAAGAAGCACGGCCUCAAGCAGGGAAGCAUUGACAGCGACAUUACGCAUCCAGGGUUCCAGUACUUCAUCAUGAGCAUGUUUGAUUUUGACCGGCAGAUGAGCAUGGAGGCGUCGCACAAAGUCGGGUAUACAGAGGAGAUUGGCACGACCGACACAUGGACGAUUGCAUUCGACCGGAUGAGAAAGGCGAGGGUUAUACCGUACGUGGGAGGUCCGCGACACAGGGCCGUCCUCAGGGGCGUCGCCGUGAUUGCUGUUGCGUGUCUGCUGAUUCCCAUUUACCUGGGCUUGCUCCAUAAAAAGCCACACAUGGACCGUCGCAUUCCGCUGCGCAUACUCCCGCUCGGCGACUCGAUAACAUGGGGCUGGCACCCGGAAAGCCAGCAGAACGGUACCAACGGCUAUCGCGCCCAGCUCCUGCGAAGCCUCGUGCUCAAGUGGUACCCCGUCGUCGACUUUGUCGGCACACAGCACUCGGGCCUCAUGUUCGACAACGACAAUGAGGGACACGUGGGCGCCGUGAUUCGUGACAUCAGGGGCAAGAUGAAGGCUGGGCUGGAAAUGCGCCCCAACAUUGUCUUGGUGCAUGCCGGCACGAGUGACUUGGAGCAUGCGGAUAGUGCCACGGCGAGCGAGGUGCCCGCGCAAUUAGAAGGCCUUAUAGACGAUGUCUUGGAGACGUGUCCGGACGCCGUGGUGCUUGUUGCGAAGAUUAUUCAGGCGGCGAAGCCAGGCAUGCAUGACAAGAUCAAAGCCUUCAACCGCGCAAUACCGGCCAUUGUGAGGAAGAAGAUGGACAACGGGUUCAAGGUUAGGGCCGUCGACCUGAGCGUCGUGGGGACGAGCGAUCUGAGUGACGGCUUGCAUCCAUCGUAUGCUGGGUAUGCACGCAUGGGCUCCAUCUGGGCCGAAGCUGUCCAUGCUGCCGGCUAUGCAGGCCUGGUCACCGCGCCUGUUGAUCCUAAGAUCAGUAAUGUUUAAUUCAUGUAGUUUUGCCGCCAUUUCUGCAUGUGU